CAUCCGCAGACCCAAAAGCUCACACUCACAACCCUCCUUGGGAGUGGAGAAGAAGAAGGUGACGAUGGGGGGCCGGAAAAUGGUGGAGUUUCUGGCGUUCCUGGCCCUCUGGGCGUCGUCCUCCGUGGCGGAGGCGAGCCACGUUGAUGGGUUGCCGUCGAUCAUGGGGUACGACCCAGAGGACCUGAAGUCGGAGGAGAGGCUGGCGAGCCUGUUCGAGAGGUGGAGUGCGAGCCACCGGAGGGUGUACAGGCACGCGGGGGAGAGGGAGAGGAGAUUCCGGGCCUUCAGGGACAACCUCGCCUACAUCGACCGGAGAAACAGGGAGCUGGCCGGCCGGAGAGGCGGCGGAGGUCACACCGUCGGGCUGAACCGCUUCGCAGACCUCACCAAUGAGGAGUUCAAGUCCAUCUACUUGAGGAAGAUUAGGCGGCCGGCGAAGAGGAGCCGCGGCGGCGACAAGCGGAGCAAGAGGAGGUGGCAGCUCAGGUCCAUGUCCGACAUCCCCUCGUCGUUGGACUGGAGAGAGAAGGGUGUUGUCACCGCUGUUAAGGACCAGGGCGACUGCGGAAGUUGUUGGGCAUUUUCUUCAACUGGAGCCAUAGAAAGCAUCAACGCCAUUACUACGGGAGAUUUGAUCAGCCUUUCUGAGCAGGAGCUCAUCGAUUGCGACACGACGAACUACGGUUGUGAUGGAGGAUACAUGGAUUAUGCCUUCGAAUGGGUCAUCCAGAACGGCGGCAUCGACACCGAGGCCGAUUACAGCUACACUAGCUAUCUUGGGCAAGAUGGUGUGUGCAAUGUUACUAAGGAAGACACAAAAGUUGUUACCAUUGAUGACUAUGAAGAUGUUGCUGAGAAUGAGACAGACCUGCUUUAUGCUGCUGUUAGUCAACCUGUCAGUGUUGGAAUCGAUGGCUCAGCUAUUGAUUUUCAGCUUUAUACUGGGGGGAUCUAUGAUGGUGACUGCUCAGAUAAUCCUGAUGAUAUUGAUCACGCUGUUCUCAUAGUAGGCUAUGGAUCCCAAGAUGACGAGGACUAUUGGAUUGUGAAGAACUCAUGGGGAGUAAGCUGGGGCAUCGAUGGCUAUGUCUACAUGAAGAGGAACACUGGUUUGCCAUAUGGUCUAUGCGCCAUCAAUGCCAUGGCUUCCUACCCCACCAAAGUAGGAUCAACAUCUCCAAGUCCUUACCCAUCACCUUCUGCACCACCACCACCACCUCCACCACCGCCUUCGCCGCUACAGUGUUCGGAUGGAUCAUACUGUGAUUCUGAUGAGACCUGUUGCUGCAUAUCUGAGGUUGCUAGUGUCUGUGCAGUCUAUGGCUGCUGCCCAUAUGAAAAUGGAGUUUGCUGUGUAGACUCCAUGUACUGCUGCCCUGAAGGCUACCCCAUCUGUGAUGUUGAGGAGGGACUGUGUUUCCAGGCCACUGGUGACUCCUAUGGUGCGAUACUGAAGAAGCACAGGCCAGCCAAGCGCAGGUUCCCUUGGACCAACUAUGCAGCUAAGAAGAAGGAAGCAAACAAGCCGCUUGAGCUUGUCCGGCGCGGCCGAGGCAGAGCAAGAGCUGCUGUGUAGGCAGCAGGGAAUGGCUUUAGGUUCUGUCCUUCAGUCCCUGUGAUUGCCACUUCCUAUUCAAAUGAAAUAUGUAUGUACUUUGCUUUCUCUAAGAAUGUCAGAUAUGAAGCUGCCCGUCUGAACUCAAUCGAAUUCCACUAAAGUAAGAGAACCAAAUAAAAACAAGCUUGUAGUUGGACGUA
Molecule: messenger RNA, 1761 nt
Organism: Nymphaea colorata (pocket water lily)
Lineage: Eukaryota; Viridiplantae; Streptophyta; Magnoliopsida; Nymphaeales; Nymphaeaceae
Product: zingipain-2-like
Exons: 5
Coding region: 65-1579 (504 amino acids)
Cellular component (GO): lysosome
Molecular function (GO): cysteine-type endopeptidase activity
Source: RefSeq, a predicted model, not a curated record